Notolabrus celidotus (New Zealand spotty) is the source of this 2363-nucleotide messenger RNA. It is a transcript of the gene gsr, whose product is annotated as glutathione reductase. Gene Ontology annotation, biological process: glutathione metabolic process; cellular response to oxidative stress; cell redox homeostasis. Gene Ontology annotation, cellular component: mitochondrion; cytosol. Lineage: Eukaryota; Metazoa; Chordata; Actinopteri; Labriformes; Labridae. The record is from RefSeq and is a predicted model, not a curated record. The transcript is spliced from 13 exons. Gene Ontology annotation, molecular function: NADP binding; glutathione-disulfide reductase (NADPH) activity; flavin adenine dinucleotide binding. The coding region runs from base 388 to 1887 and encodes 499 amino acids.
AUGAUGUGAAGCAAACACUUCUUUGGGAAAAACGACUCAACCUCCUUUACGUCAUGAGACUUUCCGCGCUAAAUACUGCUUCUAUAAAAAUACUUCAAAGGCGUUUAUUGGAAAUAUGAAUUUUAAACUCGUGUGUGCGAGUUUUGUGACUGAAUCACAUGAGGAUCUCAGCAUUCGCACUGUUUUUUCGCUCAGACAGGAGGCGGUUGGAGGGGGCAUGUAUUAACGGGUCUGUAUUUUGUACGUCCACCCGGUGACACAGGAAGUAGUUUGCAGCUUUUGUAUUUUGUGGGAUAAUGAAGGUAAACCACAGGUCACCGUAGACUGAGAGUGGACAGGGAGAUAAACAAGGACGCACAAGCUAAAAUGCCUUUAAACGAGUAAAACAUGUUGUUUACGAGGAUAUGCAGACUGCUUCCUACUGUGUCACUGGCUUUACCAAGACACGUAGUUAUCCGCAGAAGCAUGGCCUCAGACCCAGCGGUGACCGAGACCACCCGGUUUGACUUCCUGGUGAUCGGCGGCGGGUCUGGAGGUCUGGCCGGGGCUCGGAGGGCGUCAGAGCUCGGUGCAUCCACCGCCGUCAUCGAGAGUCACAAACUCGGAGGUACCUGCGUCAAUGUUGGCUGUGUCCCAAAGAAGGUUAUGUGGAAUGCUGCCGUUCAUGCCGAAUUUCUGCACGAUCACGGUGAUUACGGCUAUGAUGUUGGAAAUGCCCGUUUCAGUUGGGAAGCCCUCAAGGCCAAAAGGGACAAUUAUGUUAGCCACCUAAAUCGCAUUUAUCGCAACAAUCUUGACAAAGCUAAAAUCCAAACAAUUCAUGGUCAUGCCAGGUUUACAAAUGAUCCUGAGCCCACUGUUGAGGUCAAUGGAAGAAAGUAUACAGCUCCUCACAUCCUCAUCGCCACUGGAGGGCAGCCUUCUGUUUUGAGUGAAUCUGAAGUUCCAGGUGCAAAUCUGGGGAUGACCAGUGAUGGCUUUUUUGAGAUUGAGACUCUGCCAAAGCGCAGUGUGAUCGUGGGUGCAGGUUAUAUUGCAGUCGAGCUGGCAGGCAUCCUUUGCACCCUUGGGUCUAAAACAUCCCUCAUCAUUCGACAGACAGGAGUUUUGAGGAACUUUGACAGCCUCAUAAGCACAAACUGCACCAAAGAACUGCAGAACGCGGGUGUAGAUCUGUGGAAGAACUCUCAGGUGAAAUCUGUGAGAAAAACGGACAGAGGGCUGGAGGUGACGCUCGUCACUAAAGACCCAGAGAAGAAGAGCGAAGAGGAGAAGGUCAGAACCAUCCAGGACGUGGAUUGUCUCCUCUGGGCCAUCGGCAGGCAGCCCAACACCUCUGGACUGAACAUCGGAGAGAUGGGUGUGGAUACAGAUGAAAAAGGCCACAUCAUCGUGGACGAGUUUCAGAACACCAGCAGACCAGGGAUCUACGCAGUAGGGGAUGUUUGUGGCAGAGCUCUCCUCACACCUGUUGCCAUAGCUGCUGGAAGAAAGCUGGCACACAGACUGUUUGAAGGCAAGAAAGACUCCAAGUUGGAUUACUCCUGUAUCCCCACAGUGGUGUUCAGCCACCCACCCAUCGGGACAGUGGGCCUCACAGAAGAGGAGGCGAUUAAAUCCAGAGGGAAGGAUAACGUGAAGGUCUACAGGACUUCUUUCACCCCCAUGUAUCAUGCCAUCACGAGCAGGAAGAGUCAGUGUGUCAUGAAACUGGUGUGUGUGGGCAAAGAGGAGAAGGUGGUCGGUCUGCACAUGCAGGGCCUGGGCUGUGAUGAGAUGCUGCAGGGCUUCUCUGUGGCCAUUAAAAUGGGUGCUACCAAAGCAGACUUUGACAAGACUGUUGCCAUUCACCCCACCUCAUCUGAAGAGUUUGUCACAAUGCGCUAAUGCAAACACACACCCCAUGCUUUUCUAGACACCCAGACCAACAUACCAGGGCAGAGUCUCUCUUCUGAAUCACUCUCAUCAGCUUGACGACUUGCUUUCUACAACUACAUGCUUCUAUUUUCUCUUAUUUAGUGACCUUAUUUGUGCGCAGUGUUUUUAUUUUUUUAAUGGACCAAGACUGAAUUAUGGCCUUCCAAAACUGUACUGUGGGUCUUGAUUAUUGAUUGAAUAUUUCAGAUUCCAUUUUGAUGAUUGUGAAAUGGAAGUGAUUGAUCUGCAGGUAUUUUUGUCAAGUGAUUGCACAGGAAGUCAAAAGACCUCCCUCCUAGUGUAUGUGUUUGAUUUGUCAGUCAUUUGUUAGAUUAAUAUCAUAAUCACUGCUUCUAUUUAAGGCGCCUAUUUACAAACAAUGCAAGGUCCUAAUGCAUAUACUGUACUGUCCUAAGAUUCAAUAAACCUACAGGUUCUUUCUUAAA